AUGGAGAUACUGGCAAGCAUCAGCGAAGAACCGAUUACCAUCUAUCAUGUUGGUAAGCAUAGUUAUUUCUUCAGGGAAACAUUUAUCGGAAAGCUGCCGAACUGGAGUCUGUUGCUGGUGCUUUACUGGAGGGGAGAUGAAAACAGACCAAUGCUGCAGAGGAUCUAUGGCACUGCCUGGGAGAACGAGGAACGGUUGAAAGCAUAUGUUCACUUUAAAGAGGAGGCAACGCCGGGAUCACAGGCGCAGUUGCCAAGAUCUCAAUCUCUUUUCCAUACAAUUGACUGUAAUCUUUCCCGGCGGUUUUACAUUACCUAUGUUGACUCAAAUUUAGAGAAGAAGCGGCCUAUCAUGAUUCACAUGGCAGUGCUUGGAUUGCUGAUGUGGUUCUUUGUGAAGGGAUGCAGUGUGAGAAAUAAGGGUUCUCGAAGUAUUCGCCAACUCCAAUACUUUGGGGUCCUUAUAGAGCACUCCGCAGGACAUUUUCCAUUAUGGCUUUCUCCAAUACGAGCUCGAAUUUUGCCAGUUACCAACAACCAGUUCGAGUUCUGCUACGAGGUGAUGCGAAAAUUGAAAGAGAAUGGCGUUAGAGCUGAAGUUUGUCAUGGUGAGCGCUUGCUAAAACUUAUCAGAAAUGCCGAGAAGCAGAAGAUACUAUUGAUGGCGGUUGUGGGCCCCAAGGAAGUCGAAACCGGAACCGUGACGGUCAGAUCUAGAUUUGGCGGGGAGCUCGGGAGUAUAACCAUUGGUGACUUUAUAGACAGAAUCACAAAGGCCAGAGAAAACAUAGCCUUAUUCUGA
Rhodamnia argentea is the source of this 801-nucleotide messenger RNA. Its product is annotated as threonine--tRNA ligase, chloroplastic/mitochondrial 2-like. Lineage: Eukaryota; Viridiplantae; Streptophyta; Magnoliopsida; Myrtales; Myrtaceae. The transcript is spliced from 4 exons. The coding region runs from base 1 to 801 and encodes 266 amino acids. Gene Ontology annotation, molecular function: threonine-tRNA ligase activity; nucleotide binding. Gene Ontology annotation, cellular component: mitochondrion; chloroplast stroma. Gene Ontology annotation, biological process: threonyl-tRNA aminoacylation. The record is from RefSeq and is a predicted model, not a curated record.